Messenger RNA from Setaria italica (foxtail millet), 480 nucleotides. RefSeq lists its product as uncharacterized. The transcript has a single exon. Gene Ontology annotation, cellular component: chloroplast thylakoid. NCBI's taxonomy places the organism in Eukaryota, Viridiplantae, Streptophyta, Magnoliopsida, Poales, Poaceae. The record is from RefSeq and is a predicted model, not a curated record. The coding region runs from base 1 to 480 and encodes 159 amino acids.
AUGGCCAUCUCCGCCGCCUGCAGCAUCUGCCUCCACGCCGCCCCGCCCACUCGCCGUGGCGGCAGCGUCGUAGCCUCCGCCGUGCGGUUCGACAGGCGCUCGGCCGUCCUGCUCCUGCUGUCCGCGGCGGGCGCGGCGACGCCGGCGUUGACAGCUCCACCGGCGAACGCUGCGGGCAUCGGGCUCUUCGGCAUCCGCAAGAAGCUGGAGCGGGCGGAGGAGGCAGCGGCCGAGGCGGUGCGGGAUGUGGAGGAGGCGGCGGUGGAGGCCGCGGCCGUCGGCGGGGAGGCAGUGAAGGAGGUGGUGAUAGAGGCGGAGAAGGAAGCGAGCGAGGUCGCCGGGGAGGGCCUGCAGCUGGUCGCCGGCGCGGAACUCGCCGGGGAUGGGCUGGUCCAGGCCGCGGUGGUCGCCGGCGCCGAGGCGCUCGGGGUCGUCGUGGGCCUGUCCGUGGUCAACGGUAUCCUAAAGCCGGAAGCUUAG